AUGUCUGGCGUAGAAGCUGGCGCGACAAUCGUUGGCCUCGUCGGCUAUGGGCUCACGUCCCUCAAAACCUUCUAUCAGUUCAUUUCCAAUGUCAAAGAUGGGCCCGAGAAAGUGCAGGAUCUCGCAAACAACCUCAAAAGCCUCCAGGCUGCGUAUGAGCGCAUCCAAGCCCUCGGCGACCUUCCAGGCAUCUUUGCGUCCAGUCCUUCGCUCACAGACUUGCUCAAGGAUUGCAACGAAAACAUUGAAAGGCUCCAAGAGAAGAUCGGAAAGCUUCAAGUUCAACCGAGUGACAAGUUUCCCGGCGUUGUGUGGAAACGGCUGAAGAUGGCCUUGAACGACGAUGAAAUCGCGCAAGACCUGAGCAUUCUCUCUAGUUACGUCAACAAAUUCACGCUGGAAAUUAGCGUGAUUGAACUAACGCAGGACACAUGUCCCAACUGGUAG
Colletotrichum chrysophilum is the source of this 447-nucleotide messenger RNA. RefSeq lists its product as uncharacterized. The coding region runs from base 1 to 447 and encodes 148 amino acids. NCBI's taxonomy places the organism in Eukaryota, Fungi, Ascomycota, Sordariomycetes, Glomerellales, Glomerellaceae. The record is from RefSeq and is a predicted model, not a curated record. The transcript is spliced from 2 exons.